Engraulis encrasicolus (European anchovy) is the source of this 1927-nucleotide messenger RNA. RefSeq names its product LIM homeobox 4 (gene lhx4). The transcript is spliced from 6 exons. Gene Ontology annotation, molecular function: DNA-binding transcription factor activity, RNA polymerase II-specific; zinc ion binding; RNA polymerase II transcription regulatory region sequence-specific DNA binding. The coding region runs from base 1 to 1200 and encodes 399 amino acids. Gene Ontology annotation, biological process: regulation of transcription by RNA polymerase II; neuron differentiation. NCBI's taxonomy places the organism in Eukaryota, Metazoa, Chordata, Actinopteri, Clupeiformes, Engraulidae. Gene Ontology annotation, cellular component: nucleus. The record is from RefSeq and is a predicted model, not a curated record.
AUGAUGCAAGGCGCAGCGGUUCUGGCGACAGAGACUCCUGUCAAAGGGCUGCCGGACAUACUUGGAGUGCCAAUGCAGCAGAUCCCUCAUUGUGCAGGCUGCAACCAACACAUCCUUGACAAGAUCAUUUUAAAGGUACUGGAUCGGCAUUGGCACGCGAAGUGUCUGAAGUGCAUGGACUGUCAAGGACCGUUGGCAGAUAAAUGUUUCUCACGCAUGGGAAAUGUCUACUGCAAAGAGGAUUUUUUCAAACGUUUUGGAACAAAGUGUGCCUCGUGUCAGCAGGGCAUUCCCCCCAUGCAGGUGGUCAGGAAAGCUGAAGACUUCGUCUACCACCUGCACUGCUUCUCCUGUGUCAUCUGCAGCCAGCAGCUUGCCACCGGGGACGAGUUCUAUCUCAUGGAAGAUGGCAGACUUGUGUGCAAAGAAGACUACGAGACAGCCAAACAAAAUGAUGAUUCAGAAGCAGGAACAAAACGCCCACGGACAACCAUCACAGCCAAGCAGUUAGAAACCCUGAAAACUGCUUACAAGAGCUCCCCCAAACCAGCGAGACAUGUCCGGGAACAGCUGUCCUCUGAGACUGGGCUGGACAUGAGAGUGGUACAGGUUUGGUUUCAGAACCGACGUGCUAAAGAGAAACGUCUGAAGAAGGACGCCGGCCGCCAUCGCUGGGGCCAAUACUACAAAAGUGUCAAACGCAACAGAGGGGCGAGCAAGAUCGAAAAAGAGAGCUCGGUGGAAGACACAGGCUUGAGUGACAGUGAAAUCAGCUUCAGAGAUGAUCAGAUCUUGUCAGAGCUGGGUCACACCAACGGCAUGUACAGCAGUGUGGGGGACGGCGUGCUGGCUAACGGUGGCGGCGUGUUGAGUGGCAGGUUCUCACUAGACAGCAGUGGACAGCCUUCUUAUCAGGACGUGGUGGUGCGCUCCGUCAGCCCCUACGGCCUCCCCCACUCCCCCUCCUCCGUGGGCUCGCUGCCGGCUCACACCCCGCUGCUCAGCAGCCUGGGCUUCUCCAUGGACUCCAUCAUGGCUCAGGGGGGGCAGGCCGGGGUCGGACAGGCCCUGAGAGUGAUGGCCGGGGGAGGGGGAGGAGGGCCGACCUCUGACCUGUCGACGGGGAGCAGCACGGGCUACCCAGACUUCCCCACCAGCCCCGGCUCCUGGUUGGACGAAAUGGACCACUCUCAGUUCUGAAUGGGGUUGCUAGUGGGUGGGCGCUUGGAAAAAAAAGCUCCUGCUUCAUGUGGAUGAGAGUUAUUCUAUCGACUUUAUAUUACUAUUGCCCUUGGGAGAGCAGACAUAUUUUUUCAAUAAAGACUAAGGGGACACAGGGAUUGGUGCUGAACCUGUCCGACACAUUCUAAGUCAAAGGACUAGAGAAGGGAAGACAGCCUCUGUGCAAGCAUCAGAAGCCGGAUGGAUGGAUGGACGGACGGACGGACAUUUUGAAUCGUCCUCAUGGAGAAUCACUGAGAAAUAUCCAUGAAACAGCUAUGGAUUUUUUUUUUGUUCCUGUAAUUUAUUCAUGGUUUGAUUUGACUCCAGUUUUGAAUUCAUGCCACGGCAUCAAAAUCACACAAAGUAGAACACAAUCAAACGGAGAAUCCUUAAAAAGGUAUUCCUACAUGUCUUUGAUUGCAGAAGGGUUCAUGUUAAAAAAAAGUAACUGCAUUCAUUGACAAUGCACUUUAAUGGUAUUGUCUAAGGUUCAGUGUGGUAUUAGCAGAAUGAAUGCACAAUGGAGUCCAACACUGCAGGUGAUCAAGCUGAAAUUUACUGCAGCAACAGAGCAGACACGUGUGCUCAGUACAGGCACCAUUUGAUUUCUUUUAGGCACUGUAAGUUUGUGAGUGGAUACUAAGGAAUUAAAAAAAAGACAUUUAUUUAAUUUAUUUAUUUUCUAAUUAUUUUCUUUAUGAAU